AAGUGGCAACAAUUUUUUUGCUUUACAAAGUGCGCUGCCAAACGUCUAGGUACUGAUAUUUCUGAAGAGUUAUUUGCCUCAAAUUUCCCGCCGUUGUUAUUAGGUGAAAGCGUCGGCCCGUUGCCUAGCAAAACAGCACCUCAUUAAAUGCAUGGCCCGGGUGUGAAGACUCAUUAAUUCACACUUAGUCCGUAGACCGUCUGGUACCCGGGGUAGUAGCCCUUAGAUGCAAUACGGGAAUGUCAUAACUACCAAUAAGCCAAUCACAGCGCGCGUACUAUUUUAGCCAUAUAAUCAUCAGUUAUAGGGUACUCAAAAGAAAGAGAAGCAGUCUACAUGACUAAUAUGUUUUUUUUUGUUAGAUUCUUUUGUUAGAAAAGUGGUUUUGUUGUCGUAGACAAUUUGCCCGGCGAAGCGGAGCAAAGCAUUACACAACAACAAAAAUCAUGGCGUCGUUUAGCUCCCCGUGUUUCCGUGCUUCGGCUCGUCAAUACCUUGGGCUUUUUCGCUAUCCUGCAUCUUGCCGAGCCAUCUACCAUCGCCAUCAAACCAACAGUACAUAUUCAGCCACUCCAAGUGGCGAACGAGUGAAAACGAUCGCUGAAAUGCCAGGUCUUCCCAGCUUGCCCGUCUUUGGCUCCGCGCCAUUUCUUGCUUUGAAUAGAAAAGGCCGUCCUCUCGGAAGAUUCAUUUUGGAUAAACAGUUUACAGAUGUUGAGACUUACGGUAAGAUUUUUAAGUUAGAUGUUCCUGGGGGUUUCAAGAUCAUAAGCGUAGCUGACCCAGACACCGCCAUGGCGAUAUUACGCAAUGAGCCUAAAUACCCAAAGCGAUUUGAUAGCCCUUUGCUGGACUUUUACCGAAACACGAGGAAGAAAAUACCCGGAGUUUUCUUUGCUGAGGGCCCAGACUGGCACAAAUACCGGAGUGUUAUAAGCAAGAGGAUUUUGCGCCCGAAAGAGGUUGCCGAUUAUGUGCCAGAAUUCGACAACAUUGGAUCAAAGUUUCUCGAGCGAGUCGAGAAUAUUCGCGGUAAAGCCGGAACUGAUAGUGAAUACGAAGUGGAAAAUCUCGAUAACGAGUUGUUUAAGUGGUCGUUUGAGAGUGUGGCGUAUAUGUUGUUCGACAAGCGCUUUGGAACCCUUGAAGAAAACGUUAAUCCCGAUGCACAAGGGUUUAUCGCAUCAGUUGGGGGCUUACUUGAAAGCUUUCUUCCUGCCUCCCUGCUCCCAGUGUUUAUUUACAAAGUCUACGAGACAGAGGCCUAUAAGAAUUUGGUCUACCACUUCGACAGGAUGUACAACUACGCCGAGAAGUUUAUUGGUGAAAGAGUGCAAGAGUUGGAGAAGGAAGGAAAGUUGGACGGUGAUAUUCAAGACGGAGAAAGAGUCGACUUUUUCCGUUUUCUUCUGUCAAGUGGCAAGCUGACAAGGGAUGAUCUGUUAGCCAGCGUCAUUGACCUUUUAUUCGCCGGGGUAGAUACAACCUCAAACACAAUGCAGUGGGUCUUCUACACAAUGGGAAAACACCAAGAUAAACAAGAAAAGCUUUACCAAGAAAUAACGUCCGUACUUCAGCCAGGCGAGCUGUCAUCAACAAAACACAUCGCAAAGAUGCCGUACCUCCGCGCAUGGCUAAAGGAAACACUGCGAUUAUACCCAGUUCUUUCAGCUUUACCCCGCCAAGUUCCCGAAGACAUCGUUAUCGAUGGUUAUCACAUACCGGCUCAUACGAACUUCAACAUCCUAUUCUACUACAUGGGUAGAGAUGAGAGUAAUUUCAAAGACCCACUACAGUUCAAGCCCGAGAGGUGGCUGCGAGAUGAAAGCCAUUCAACUGCUGAAGCCAUGCAUGCAUUUGCGUCAAUCCCCUUUGGUUUUGGGACGCGUAUGUGCGUCGGUCGGCGAAUUGCUGAGUUAGAGAUGCAUUUGUUGAUGAUUAAAGCCCUCCAGAGAUACAUCAUCACCUACCCUCAUAAUGACGAGAUUAAGCCAUUUAUGCGAGGAGUCACAAUCCCGGACAAACCCGUCCGAGUCCGGUUUACUGACAGACCAGGCUGCUGAUUAUUUCUACUAACAUUCUAUGGGGUCAAUCAAGUAUGAAGCACUAGACUGAAUAAUCUAUUUUUUUCAAAGGAGUAUCUUUAUAGGUGGCUGAACACGAAUCACAGCUUAGAUUGAAAUUUAGUUUUUGUUGACGGACAAAAUUUGGAGAACCCAGAAAAAAAACCUCAGGCAAAGGCGAGAACAAGAAACUCAAUUACGUUGGAACCGCGAAUAGAAUCUAGGACCUAGGGAAGUCUUUGUAAGUAUAUUUUAUAUGCAGUAUAAGCACUAGACUAAACAAUCUUUUGUGCCUUAGUAUAGAAUCCAAAAUAAUAGCUUUAGAGGUGGCUGGCCAUAGCCUACCAGUAGGCUUUGAUAGUUUUUCCCUCACAAAAAGGUUCAUACGUGCUUGUAUUUUUGAGUAGCAUAUGAAGAAAACGUUGUCGUUUUGGGGGUCUGGUACCUAGGAAACUUAGUUUCUUAUCAGGGACCUUCUCAAACAACUGAAGAUGGUCACAGUAACUGUUUUUCUCUUCUGAUUACAAGUCAUUGAGUUUACGAAGCCCCUGGGGUACGCUCACCUUUAAAAUAAUUUCAAAAAUCAUGCAUAUUUUCCAAAUAACGAAUACAUUAGUUUCCUUAUUUGGAAGUGACCGCUUUUGGCAAACAACAUAUGCGUGAUAACGACAUAACGAAAUAAGCCCUAAUGUGAACGUUGACGACAUAAGCAUCAAAUGAAAAUGUGACAUUUCUGUG
This is a messenger RNA of Nematostella vectensis (starlet sea anemone), 2801 nucleotides long. RefSeq names its product sterol 26-hydroxylase, mitochondrial. Gene Ontology annotation, molecular function: iron ion binding; monooxygenase activity; oxidoreductase activity, acting on paired donors, with incorporation or reduction of molecular oxygen. Gene Ontology annotation, cellular component: mitochondrial inner membrane. The transcript has a single exon. The coding region runs from base 447 to 2063 and encodes 538 amino acids. NCBI's taxonomy places the organism in Eukaryota, Metazoa, Cnidaria, Anthozoa, Actiniaria, Edwardsiidae. Gene Ontology annotation, biological process: C21-steroid hormone biosynthetic process; cortisol metabolic process; cholesterol metabolic process. The record is from RefSeq and is a predicted model, not a curated record.